Molecule: messenger RNA, 2261 nt
Organism: Sitophilus oryzae (rice weevil)
Lineage: Eukaryota; Metazoa; Arthropoda; Insecta; Coleoptera; Curculionidae
Exons: 15
Coding region: 150-2060 (636 amino acids)
Biological process (GO): regulation of cyclin-dependent protein serine/threonine kinase activity; mitotic cell cycle phase transition
Cellular component (GO): cytoplasm; cyclin A2-CDK2 complex; nucleus
Molecular function (GO): cyclin-dependent protein serine/threonine kinase regulator activity
Source: RefSeq, a predicted model, not a curated record
GCUAAAAAAUGCCUUUUUGUGAUCCUUGUUCGAAAAAACAAAUACUCAUAUUGAUCAUAUUUGGAUUAAAUUUCUACACAGUCAGUCUUGCAGUAAAGUCGUGAAUAUAGUGAAUUUAUUAUAACAUAUUGGUGCAGAAAUUCCCUGGAAUGGAUGUUCGCAAAUAUACAAGGAGGGCUCAAAGAACACCUCUGGGGAGUAUACAGGACGUUGUAGAGCAGGGUCACAAAGGGAAUGAAGCUCAAGAAAAAAUAUGUAUUGAGAAAAGAUGUCCUGCUAAGUCAAAAUGUGUCCCAACAUGUCCGGGCAAGUUAAAACAUCCACAUUUGUCACCCAUCGAGCAUACAAAGGGAAAAAAGAUAGUGCCUGGCAUUGCCGAGUCAACACGCCUUCCACAUAAACCUUUAGAAUCAGCGACAAAAUCGGACACUAUGAAGGUGCAGAAAUUCCCUGGAAUGGAUGUUCGCAAAUAUACAAGGAGGGCUCAAAGAACACCUCUGGGGAGUAUACAGGACGUUGUAGAGCAGGGUUACAAAGGGAACGAAGCUCAAAAAAACAUAUGUAUUGAGAAAAGAUGUCCUGCUAAGUCAAAAUAUGUCCCAACAUGUCCGGGCAAGUUAAAAAAUCCACAUUUGUCGCCCAUCGAGCAUACAAAGAGAAAAAAGAUAGUGCCUGGCAUUGCGGAGUCAACACGCCUUCCACAUAAACCUUUAGAAUCAGCGACAAAAUCGGACACUAUGAAGGUAAAAAUCCCAUCAAAAACCACAUCGUUAAAUACUGGUACCAUACCUAAAACAGGUACCAAAAUAACAAUAAAUAAUAAAAGUAGUACCUCUUCGAAAACCCAGUCGUCGUCCAAAACGUCUGUUACUAGUUCCAAGUUACCAAUACAACAAUCUUGUACCAUCUCCCAGCCAAUAAAAAGACGUGAUUUGAACGAGUGUCCUACGUUGCCAGCUCAACAUUUCAUCACUCUAACUCAGGAAGAAUCGACAUCUUCUUCCCGCUUCCUGGGUAAUAUAGAAUAUACUAGGGAUACCUGGUAUUUCUGUGACGAAGAGCCUUUUAUAGAUGGUGCGAUGUUUUUUCAAGGGGUACUAGCAAGAAAUUCUCGAAAUUCUGAUACAACAGUACCGAUAUCCAGUCUGCCAACAGUAGAAGCAGUACCGGUAAGAAGUGUUUUUAAUUCGUUUCAAGUCAAAAAUCACAAACCCGCAGUUAAAUCCACCUUAAAUCGGCGAUCUACUACCAAUCGUCAAAUACCAUUUCCCUUGCUUUUAUGUCCGAACUAUUUACAGGAUAUUGUACAGUAUUUAUAUCAAAACAGAUACAACUAUCUGCUAAAAAUGGAAUGGCUGAAUACUUUUGUAGACACAAGGGUUAGAACAGCAUCUGUCAACAGGCUGUUAGAAAUCACCGACAACUAUCUGCAAACUUCUGAAACAGUAUAUUUAUAUUUCAUGGCAGUAAGGAUAUUUGACUAUUCAAUCGUCAGUUUAAAAUUAAAAAACAACUCGUACACGCUUGCCUCAUUGGUCAGUCUAUGGAUCAGUGCAAAGUUUUAUGGAAUGAACAGAUCUAUUAAGGCCACCCAUCUGCACACGUUCAGCGGAGGGAAGUACUCAAAAAGUCAAAUAUUAUCAAUGGAGAGGGCAGUUCUGUCCAGUUUGGAUUUCUGUCUCAACAUAGCGGAUCCCCUGAUAUUCCUAUACGGAUAUCUAGUUUCUUUAAAUCUCGAAAAUGACCAGAAAUUGAUAUACGCCUCCACUUUUGCCAUGGAAUGUUGUACGCUGUACGAGCCCUAUCCCGUUACGGACCCAGUCCUAUUAGCCGCCAGCUCCCUUUAUGUAGCUUACCGAACACUAAACAGCACCAUAGAGGGCCUGGAAUCUGAAGAGUAUUGUCAGCGGUACAAGUUGAAGGACAUCGAGUGGUAUGUCGAUACCGUUUUGACACCCUGUAUACGGAUGACUGUCAAGAAACACUACUUACCCAUAGAAAGGUAUUCUACGAUCGAGAAACUGCAAAUUUCGAAGGUAUUUCUCGACACUUUAUUAUAAUUUUUGUUGAAUUUUUUGUCUAUUUUAUUUAUAUAACUAUUAUUUUUUAUUAUAUUUUUAGUGUUUUAGUAGAAAAUGUUAUAUUUGAUCAUGUUUCUUGUAAUAGUAUUUGUUAUGAAUUGUUUGUUGUCUUAUAUUAAUUAUUUUUAUCUAUUUAACAAUUAUUAAUACUAUUUUUAAAUAAAAUAACGUAGGAAAAUA